Octopus bimaculoides (California two-spot octopus) is the source of this 1955-nucleotide messenger RNA. RefSeq lists its product as uncharacterized. NCBI's taxonomy places the organism in Eukaryota, Metazoa, Mollusca, Cephalopoda, Octopoda, Octopodidae. Gene Ontology annotation, biological process: regulation of transcription by RNA polymerase II. Gene Ontology annotation, cellular component: nucleus. The record is from RefSeq and is a predicted model, not a curated record. Gene Ontology annotation, molecular function: DNA-binding transcription factor activity, RNA polymerase II-specific.
GAAUUCUGAAUAAACUUGGAUAAAUUUGUAAAGACGUUUGCAACAUCUUAAAGAUAUCAGUAAAGCUUAUAUUUGAUAAUAAUAUAGCAGUUGUAAUAUUUGUUAGGAAUAAAAUAUAAAAACAAGAAGAAAGAAAAUUUCCAGACAUUUUGUUGAAGAAAAAAAUUACAGAAAGAGGAAUUGUGUGAGAAACUUUGAGUUUUGUUAGUUUUACCUGCAGAGAUGCCCAAAGAAAGAGGAAAAUCUGUAUACCACUGUGAUAUCUGUGAAAAAUCAUUCUCUAAAAAAGGUAACCUAACUAUUCACAGAAAUAUUCACAUGGGACAAAAACUAUAUCAUUGUGAUAUCUGUGGUAAAUCAUUCUCUACAAAUAAUGCAUUGGAUAUUCAUAAACUCAUUCAUAUUGGAGAGCCACCAUAUCGCUGUGAUGUCUGUGGUAAAUCAUUUACUCACAAAAGCAGCCUAACUGUACACAAACAUGUUCAUUCAGGAGUGAACCUGUAUCAUUAUGAUAGCUGUGGUAAACCAUUCUCUAAAAGUAGUAAAGUUACUCUUCACAAACGUAUUCAUACAGAAGAGAAGCUGCAUCACUGUGAUAUUUGUGGAAAAUCAUUCUCCCAAAAGCAGCAUUUAUCGACACACAAACUUACUCAUACAGGAGAGAAGCCAUAUCAUUGUGAUAUAUGUGAUAAAUCAUUCUCUGUGAAAGUUAACUUAGCUAAACACAUACGUAUUCAUACAGGAGAGAAGCCAUAUUGCUGUGAUACUUGUGGGAAAGCAUUCUCCCUAAAAGCAACUUUAACUACACACAUACUUACUCAUACAGGAGAGAAGCCAUAUCAUUGUGAUAUUUGUGGUAAAUCAUUCACUCAAAGCAGUGCUGUAACUGUACAUAAACGUAUUCAUACAGGAGAGAAACCAUAUGACUGUGACAUCUGUGGUAAAUCAUUUUCUGUGAGAGUUAACUUAGCUGCACACAAACUUACUCAUACAGGAGAGAAGCCAUAUGAUUGUGAUAUAUGUGGUAAAUCAUUCGUUCACAGAAGUGCUGUAACUGUACAUAAACGUAUUCAUACAGGAGAGAAACCAUAUCAUUGCAAUAUCUGUAGUAAAUCAUUCUCUCGAAACAGUGACUUAACUACUCACCAACUUAUUCAUACAGGCGAGAGACCUUUUCAGUGUGAUAUCUGUGGUAAAUUAUUCUCUGUGAGAGAUAAGUUAGCUACACACAAACUUACUCAUACAGGAGAGAAGCCAUAUCAAUGUGAUAUCUGUAGUAAAUCAUUCGCUCAAAAAAGUAAUGUAACUGUACAUAAACGUACUCAUACAGGAGAGAAACCAUAUCACUGUGAUAUCUGUGGUAAAUCAUUCUCUAUAAAAGUUAGCUUAACUAAACACAAGCUUAUCCAUACAGGUGAGAAGCCAUAUCACUGUGAUAUCUGCAGUAAAUCAUUCACUCAAAAGGGACAUUUAAGUAGACACAAAUGUGUUCAUUCAGGAGUGAAAUCACAUCGUUGUGAUGUCUGUGGUGAAUCAUUCUUUGAAAUAGAUCACUUGACUACUCACAGACUCAUUCAUUAGGAGAGAAACCAUGUCAUUGUGGCAUCUGUGGUGAACCUUUCUCUCAAAUAAAUCUCUAAGAUAAACACAGACACAUUCAUAUGGAAGAGAAACCAUGUAACUGAUUCUGUGGUAUAUCCUCUCAAAAAAGACAAUUAACUACAUCUAUAUUUCUCAAGUGACUGUAUUAAUAUCAAAAGUCAUUUGUUGAAAGGAAUGUCUUAUACAACAAUAAAUGUAUAACAGCAUGUUCUAACAAGUUGCUAACCCUAUAUUUUUUAUAUCUUCUUAUCAAUAUCUACCAUUCUGAUAUUUUUAAUAAAAUCUGUUCUUUCAUAAUAUUCAUAUAUAUUCCAUUUAAGAUAUUUUCUGAAUGAAUAAAAAAUUACUAUUAA